AUGGCCGAAAACAUGCUCCUGGGUGCAAGUUUUGCGGAGUUCGACAUGCCACCGCAAAUUCCCCCUUCCGUCUACCCCAGUAAUCUACCACCAAAGCACUACAAGGACGAUCUGAUUCCCUUGAAAACCUGGAGGCAUCAUGGAAUUUGGGCAGCUUUCACUUUCGCCUACCGUACCAAUAGCUGCAAGUACCGCGAUGACAGCAGUCAUCGUCAUCGCGACUUCGCCAACCGAGUCGAGACGCUACCACGUCAUGAUGCCCACGUCAACCCCAGGACUGGCGAGCUCUGCCCUCUCAUCGUCCAGUGUACUGACGAUGUGUACGAGGAGGCUCACGGGGUGACUACUUGGUGUCGUACCUACGUGCGAAAGCCGUCGCCAUUUUAUGUCCGUUUGGCCAUUUGGACGAGUGGCUCUACACAGGACUCAAAGAGCUGGACGACCUGGCGUGUCCAAGUCGUCAUUGGGCUAACCGGUGUCAAGUGUUUUGGGGGUCUCUAUUCAAGCAAACUAUACUAUGGUAAAUAUCCGCCGGUUCCCCAUAAGUACUGGGGGGUUGCCAGAUUGUGGAGCAAUCUCCUAGAAAACCCACGGGAGCUUUCUCAACUCGCUGGCUCCACGUCCCAAUACCGAUCGCUGAAGCCUCGCAACCUCUGUCUGCUGACGAGUGAUCUCUGGGAACCCAUCGAUGUGGCCCAAUGGGAGAGCGAGCCUGCAAAUUCAGCUCGAACAUUGUCAUAUGUGUUCGUGGCUUACUCUAGCGAGCAUUUCUACCACGAUACCAACCAGGACAUGAUAGACUUGCACGAAAUUGGAAUGUUUGCAGCCCGAAAAGCCGGGGUUGCUGCUUUCUGGGUGGCCGGCAGUUGUAUGCGAGAUGAGAACGAAAUUGAGAAUGAUGUCUACCGAAUCUCAGACAUUCUACGCGGUGCUAAGAAAAUGAUCAUUGCCGUGGGUCCGUCGAAGUACAGCUAUGAUCCCAGAUCGACCUCUGAUCCACUCCAGCAAUGGGGCUCGCGCAUGUGGACACUACCUGAGGUACUACUCAGUCCAGGCCAGGAAAUCACGGUGUACAGUCGUGGGGGCGAUCUAAACGAGCCAGAAAUCAUUCCAAAGAACCAGGUUGCAUCCAGAAUGUGGGGAAGUGACGCUGACAUCUCAAGGGAACUCAUCGAUCAUUAUCUAGGAACCAUAAAUCUCAGUACGAUAGAACUCUCUGUCUUGACUCUGAGAUGUCUCUAUGCCAGGCAUACUACGGAGUAUCUUAGAGGUGACCACGCUUAUGUGCUCAUGGGUCUGUUGCGCGUACGUCCUCCGAUUGACAAGAUGGACAGUCAAUUCCAAGCCUUCGCGAGGCUUUCUCUCGCAAACCACAGCGAUAAACUUCUCGAGCGCUACAUCUGCACGCUUCCAAGGCAGCCGAACCAGCCAUGGUGGGACAUCACGGAUGCAUAUGGAUCUCAGCUGUGGGAUAUUGAUCCUGUAUGUCAAGUCGCUGCCAUUUGUGACCACGACACAGUCGUGCUUGAUGGUGCCCGAGGCGCAACCAUUGAGUGGUCUAGAUUUGACUGCAUUUGGCACGCCACCGGUCCCUCGUGGAAAAGGGUGAUUGCUUCAUUCCUUGUACGCUUGGGCUGGACUUUUCUCGCCUCGGGAAUUCUACUCAGCUACCUCGGCCUUGAUUCGCUGAUACGGUUUGAGGGACCCAAGUACCGGUACGAUAAGGUCGGGAGCGAGGUCAAGCUUCCUUAUUAUUGCCAUGUCGGAUUCGGUGUAUUCUUCUUACUUAUCUGGUUCGCCACCGCCCUGGCCAACCCAUUACUGGUACGCAUUAUGCUGGCCGGAAAGAUACAGGACAUCCAGGGGGCCUUUUAUGGAGUGGAAGGAUAUCUUAAUCCUGCAACGGUCGAGUGCCUUAUAUUCGGAUUCAACUUUGGCCGUUUCAAGUGGUCGAUCCAUGGUAGCCUGCUCAGCCAGUCGCAAAUCAAUGAGCACAAGGAAAGGGUUGGCGUAGACCCGUGCGGGUUUGCGGACACCAAACAAAAGGUCGAAGCGGCGAAAAAGGCCAAACCUGGGGAUAUGAGGAUUUUCACGCUCGUCGACACCUACAACCUGGAAGUGACCAUCUUUGAGGCUGCCCGCCCGCCGAAUGUCCUCCUGUUCUGCGGCAGCGAGGGCGGCAAGCAGAGGGCGGUGGGCUGCUCGUACGACUGGACCACCCAGACUUUCUACCGCGAGACCGUUCUUCGGGUGCCAACUGAGUCGCUUGAGAGGGCAUCCCGGGUGUCCCGCUUCCGCAUGGGCAUCCAGCGGCCGAAAUGGGAGACUGUCCCUGGAAAGUAG
Diaporthe citri is the source of this 2343-nucleotide messenger RNA. RefSeq lists its product as uncharacterized. The coding region runs from base 1 to 2343 and encodes 780 amino acids. The record is from RefSeq and is a predicted model, not a curated record. Lineage: Eukaryota; Fungi; Ascomycota; Sordariomycetes; Diaporthales; Diaporthaceae. The transcript is spliced from 6 exons.